GCAGAUUGGGCUGCAAGGGACCGAGUGAUGUGGGCCUGAUCAAGCAAGUUCGACCGCUGAGGAAAAGUGUCUACUCUAUGGAGCAACCAGAAGUGGCUUUUCUCCCAUGACCCCUGGAUCCUUGCAAGGACCCUAUAAUGUCACCACCAAACUAUUCAGAUGUCUGGGAGCUGUGGUGCCCCUUCGUGGCUGCUGCACAGUGUUGCUAAGCUGGGUGACACCAAAUCAUGAACAGUAACUUCUGCAGGGCCUUGGCUGACAGGAGGCCAAUGGCUCCCUCCGCCUGCAUGCAGCUGGCACUUUCUCCUCCUCCUGGCCACUCCUGCCAUCCUGUGCUGGACACUGUGGCUGCCUUUCCCUUCUGGCUCCAUCCCACUGACCUUGACCCGAACUGCUACAAUACCUGUGGCAGCGUGAUCUCUUAUGUCCCUUUCCACCGUCAUUUUGGGGUCUGCGACUACCCCUUCGAACCUGCCUUCAUCCAGAAGAGGAACGAGCGGGAAAGGCGAAGGGUGAAGUGCGUUAAUGAAGGCUAUGCCCGGCUCCGCGGCCACCUCCCGGGCACUAUGUCAGAGAAGCGCCUGAGCAAAGUGGAGACCUUGCGAGCUGCCAUCCGGUACAUAAAGUAUCUCCAAGACGUUCUCAGCAGAAGCCCCGAGGGGACGGCUCCAGAAGCCGACAGCAGUCUGGCAGAGCGUGCAGCUCCCAGCUGCUCCUUAGCACCGGACUGCAGUGAUGAGGAAUCCAAGGUGACCUCCUCCUCUUCAUGCUCAGCCCUGCCAUCCUCCUCCCCUGAGCCAAGAGGAGCUAAUCGGAAGGACUGUGCCAGCACAAGCUGGUCCCAGUGCUUGGAAGAGCAGAGACUGUCCACCAAGGCUUCCUGA
Molecule: messenger RNA, 884 nt
Organism: Alligator sinensis (Chinese alligator)
Lineage: Eukaryota; Metazoa; Chordata; Crocodylia; Alligatoridae
Gene: ASCL5
Product: achaete-scute family bHLH transcription factor 5
Exons: 1
Coding region: 228-884 (218 amino acids)
Biological process (GO): developmental process; regulation of transcription by RNA polymerase II
Molecular function (GO): protein dimerization activity; DNA-binding transcription factor activity, RNA polymerase II-specific; RNA polymerase II transcription regulatory region sequence-specific DNA binding
Source: RefSeq, a predicted model, not a curated record